AUAUUAACUUUAAAUUUAAUUAUAGAGGUUACAAAAUAUACAUUCAAGGCUUUUAUUGUGGUAUUUUCAUUUAUUUUGGUUUUAGCAGGAUUUUAUAUGAAUAUCGAAAUCAAUCCAAAUGGAAAUCCAUUACAAUUUCACGAAACCAUUUAUUUUUUAGUUAUUACAUUAGCAACUGUAGGUUAUGGUGAUAUUUAUCCAUCGACUGCAUUGGGUCAAAUCACAAUUACUUUAGCGUUAACAAUUGGUGCUGGCGUUUUAAUUCCUUAUCAUAUUUCCAAAUUAAUGGAAAAAUUACAACAAGAUUCGCCAUUUUUAAGAAAUUUAUCAUCAUCAAGUAUUACAGGUCAUGUUAUUUUAUGUGGUGAUAUUUCAAUUUCUCAUUUAUUGGAUUUUUUAGCAGAGUUUUACCAUGAAAGAUAUGGUAAACUUAAAAAAGAGUUGGUUAUUUUAUCGCCAAAAGCACCCGACGAUAGAAUCAAAUCACUAUUACUCCAUCCAUUUUAUAAGAAUAGAUUAAUUUAUUUACAGGGAUCACCAUUAUUUGAACAAGAUCUUCAACGUACAAAGCUUUCUAAAGCUGAGGCAGUUUUUGUUUCAUUACCAUCUGCUUGGGACUCAUCCGAUACUGAUAGUAUUUUAUGCUCAUAUGCCGUAAAAAGUCAAAUUAAAAGUUUAAAAGUUUUUUCACAUUUGGUUUCAUCAAAAAAUAGAAACAAAUCUCCAUUUUUAAAAGGUUCAAUUUAUAUUGAGGAAUUUAGAUGCGCUAUGCUUGCUCAAUCAGUUGUAUGUCCUGGAUACAAUAUUUUAUUUUCAAAUUUAUUCACUUCAAGAACCAUACCAAAUAUGGUUUCAGAAAAAUGGCUUUCAGAAUAUUUUUAUGGCAGUAACCACUCUAUUUAUAUUGUUAAAACUCCAGAGUUUUUAGUUGGUGAAAAUUUAACAGAUGUAAUUUUAUCAAUGUAUUUUGGUAAUGGUACAUUAUUAAUUGGUUUAAUGUUACCUCAAACUGCAGUUGUAAAUAAUAUAUCAGGACCAGCAUUAACAUCCAGUGGCACAUAUAUCCCACAUUUAAAACAACAAAAAAAAGUAAUUUUACCGCCAAAAUUUGUAUUAAAUCCAUGCAAAAAUACAACUCUUACAGAAGAUAUGCAAUUGGUUUUAAUUUCACACACAGUAAAUUUAUCAACUAAACAAGUUAGUGCAGAGCAUACAAUUAAUUUUGUUGAUCCAAAUCGUAAACGUUAUCAAGAGUUUAAUGAAGAUAACCCUAUUUCAACUUUCUUAAAGAAUGUUAAUCAGUUUUUCAGUCGUUUAGCCGUACCAGAUUUAGAAUUACUCAUUAACGAAGUAGAUACGCCAAAGAAAGAGACUAAGGACCAGGUUAUGAAUGAAUCAUUAAAAACAUUUAUUGGUUCAAAUAAAUCUAAAAAUUCAAAUAACAGCUCAAUGAACUUUAGAAAGGAUAGUAUGCAAGGUAUCAAUAUUUCAAAUCCACACAGCAUCGAUGAAAAUCUUGAUCAAUCUAUUAUGGAGUUCAAUAAAGAUCACGAAGAAGACGAAUAUACCUCAAAAGAAUUAAUUAAAGCUCUUUGUCUUUCAGAAUACAAUGGCGAUUGGAUUGCAUUACUUAGUGACAUUAGUUCUCAAAAAACAACAAACCCAAAGACCGAAGAGAUCUUAGAAAGAAUUAGAUUAAUCAUCGAUAAACACUCCUUAAUGACAUUUACUACCCAUGGUAAAUUUGGUAAAGGCAAAAAAGGUUCCUCAAUGAAAGGCCAUAUGCUAAUUAUUUGCAAGAGCUUAAAAGGUUUGGAUCUUUUCCUCCAUCAUCUUCGUCUCCCAUACAUUUCAUCUAUCAAAACAAAUACUAUGGCUAAAUCUGGUGUUCAACCAAUUGUAGUUCUUUAUCAGGAUGAACCAGAUGAAUCUUGGUUUGCAACAGUUAAAACAUUGCCAUUAAUUGCUUUUAUUAAAGGUUCCUCAUCAAACAAUGUAGAUCUAGAUAAAUGUGGUGCCAAACAUGCAGAAACAAUCAUCAUUACCUCUGAUCCAUAUAACAGCUCAAAAGAACAAGGUAAUUUAGAAGACUCAUUUACCUUAAUGUCUUAUGUCGAUGUUAUCAAGAUUAAUAAAAAUGCUAAAAUCACAGUGGAACUUGUUCAUGAGCCAAAUAUUCGUUUCUUAGAAGAUAAAAAGAUUCAAGCUUGUGGUAGUAAUAAACGUUUCCAUAAUUAUUUACAAGCUAAUCAAGAAAAAACCUUUUUAAAACCAGAAUUUUUUUCAGCUCCACACUAUGCCUCUGGUAAUGUCUCUACUUUUACAGUUUUAGAUUCUCUCCUUUGCCAAUCACACAAUAAUGAAUACAUCAGAGAUGUUGCCCAUGAGUUGGCAUUUGGUGUAAAUGGCUUAUCCCAGUCAUAUCCAACAUUUGGUUUAUCUUCUUUUGUAAACAACGAUUCAAAAUGUUUCAGUCGUUUAGUUGGUGUCCCAGCAAUUUUUCAUGGAAAAACAUAUGGUGAACUUUUAAAAUAUUUCCUUCAGCAAAAAAAUCUUUUAGUUUUAGGUUUAUAUCGUUCAAAAGAACCAAUGAAUUCACCUGCUCCUUAUGUUUUUACUUGCCCCCAUCCAACAACCAAACUAUAUGAAACCGAUCAAGCUUAUGUACUAUCAAACUCUCCAAUUUAA
Messenger RNA from Dictyostelium purpureum, 2688 nucleotides. RefSeq lists its product as uncharacterized. NCBI's taxonomy places the organism in Eukaryota, Evosea, Eumycetozoa, Dictyosteliales, Dictyosteliaceae. The transcript is spliced from 4 exons. The annotation marks the transcript as partial. Gene Ontology annotation, cellular component: membrane. Gene Ontology annotation, biological process: potassium ion transport. The record is from RefSeq and is a predicted model, not a curated record.